Pocillopora verrucosa is the source of this 5270-nucleotide messenger RNA. The record is from RefSeq and is a predicted model, not a curated record. NCBI's taxonomy places the organism in Eukaryota, Metazoa, Cnidaria, Anthozoa, Scleractinia, Pocilloporidae.
UAUCCCUUAAAUUUUACUGAACUCGCUAUCGAAAUGGGUUCAUACAAGCUUCUACCGAAGAUGAAAUCUCUAUAGGAGGUGAUUUGCACAAUCAUUCAUCGGAGGUGACCAAUCUUGGUCGAAUACCUCGAGGGUUUCCAUUUCGUUUGUCGUGGCUCGCUUGAUCCAUUUUUCCAAAGUCGAAGGUUAGUCCUUCUGGUCAUCACAGAAUCUACCUCUAAUGGUGAUGGACAAAAGAGAUAAGAUCAUAACCUUUAGGUACCUUCCAAAACUCAGUUGUGAUAUCACUUGUCUCUGUAUUCAACAUUAGUCUCUUUGUGAUGUCAAGUCUUGCAGAGGGAUCAUCUUCUUGCAAUGAAGCCUCUGCAGUGCAGAGUUACCCAGAUGACCAAACCAGAUCAUCCUCCAACCUGUUGAGAGUCACUAUACUAGGUGAUGAAUGGGGUUCAUCAAAAGGGGGUCUCUCAACCAUCAAUAAAGAGCUGGCAAUACAAUUAGCCAAACAUCCCAACUUGGACAUCAGUGUGUAUCUUCCCCAGUGCAAUGCAAAGGACAAGAGUGAUGCAAGUGUUCAUAAUGUUCAACUGAUGGAAGCAGAAGAACUUCCAGGAUAUGAUCCAAUUGACUGGCUGACUGUUGUACCAGAAAAUCAUGCCAUUGAUAUUAUCAUAGGUCAUGGAGUACGUCUUGGUAGACAAAUUCCUAUCAUAAAGAAACAUCGUGGCUGUGGUUGGAUACAAACGGUCCACACAGCCCCAGAAGAGCUUGGCAAGUACAAAACCUAUGCCGAUGCAAUUUCAAAAGGUGAGAAGAAGCAUCAAGUGGAAGUAAAACUUUGCGAAAGGGCUGAUCAAGUUCUGGCAGUUGGGCCAAAGUUGGCAGAAGCCUACAGGCGUUACUUGCGUUCCAGCCAGAAAGAUCAAGCUGUUCUGGAUCUCACGCCUGGUAUUUUCUCUCAAUUCUCCCAAGUCAAACAAGUCAGUAAAGAUGGGAAAACAUUUGGUGUUCUGGUGUUUGGGCGUGGAGACAGUGAAGAUUUUUGUCUGAAAGGCUAUGACAUCGCAGUCAAAGCAGUUGCAAGGUUGGAGAAAUCUUCAUACCAUCUCACAUUUGUUGGUGCUCCUGCUGGAAAAGAAGAUGAAGUUACAGAGCAGUUAGAGAGAUGGGGAAUUUCCCGCAGGCAACUGACUGUUCGGUGCUUUGACGAAAGUAGAGAAUCCCUUGCCAAACUAUUUUGUGAGAUGGAUUUAGUACUAAUGCCUUCAAGAACCGAGGGAUUUGGAUUGACGGCCUUAGAAGCCAUGUCUGGUGGCCUGCCAAUACUUGUAAGCAGUAACUCUGGAUUUGGGGAAGCACUCAAGCAAGUACCAUUUGGCAACCAAUUUGUUGUGGAUUCAGAGGAUCCUGAGAAGUGGGCAGAGGCAAUUAGGGCUGUUCGAAAGAAGGAUAGGAACUUAAGACUGGAAGAGGCCAAACACCUUCAAAAAAUGUAUGCCAGCAAGUUCAGCUGGAAGGAACAGUGUGAUUCACUCUAUGAAGCAAUGUGUACUAUCAUGUCAAGAUCCACUACUGAUUUAAAUUCGACCACAAUCCCAGGAAGUCAGUUCACCUUAGUAAACCCUAAUCAGGCCGAUCAGGGUGCUGGACAUUUGGCAAGCAAUCCUGAAGGAUCGAUUGCUGAUUUAGAUUCAACCACAAUCCCAAGGAGUCAGUCGAACUUAGUAAACCCUAAUCAGGCUGAUCAGGGUGCUGGACAUUUGGCAAGCAAUCCUGAAGAUCCAUCAGCCAAGCAGCCUUCUAGAAAGCGUAAACAGUCCAUCUCUCCUGGUGUUCAAGCUCCUAAGCAAUGUAGAUUGGUGUUAGAUGACAAAGAAGAUCGUAUUACCUUGGUGGUUAAAAGACUCCAAGCUGAAUACAAAAGGAGGUCUUUGGUGAAGCCUCUACCCUGGAACAAUACCCUUCAACUGCAACUUGACGACACCUACACCAGAUUGAAAUUUCUCUCUCGCAGAAAACGUGACUUCAUGUUGGAAAAUCUUGCCAUCGACAUCAAUGACAUGUUUGUGUUCAACAAAGGGGAGGAUAGCAUGGUUUUAAUUGAAGGAAGUCCAGGAAUCGGGAAAACAACAUUUUGUCUUAACUUUGCAAAUAAGUGGGCCAGAGAAAGAUCUGCAGAAAACAGUCAAUUGAGUAUCAACUUUGAGUUAGUUCUUCUUUUAAAGUGCCGGGAUUUUGAAGGAGAUGUCAUGGAAGCAAUCUGUAAUCAACUGCUUCCUGAAGAUUGUGAUGAAGAAAUUAGGAACAAUCUUAUGGAUUUCCUAAAAGACUUCCACAACCAAGAAAAAGUUUUGCUAAUUUUGGAUGGUUUGGAUGAGUUGCCCACAAGGUCUAAAUGCCAUGUAGAUAAAUUACUUAACAGACAAAUUCUCCCAUUUUGUUUUGUGUUGGUGACAUGCCGACAAGAGAGAGGAAUUUCAGCUCGAAAGGAGUUUCAAUUUGAAAUUCAUUUUCAAAUUGAAGGGUUCACCAACAAAGCUGCCUCUGACUUUGUCAUGAGAUAUUUUGAAAACAUUUCCCCUACAAAUGGCCAAAAACUGAUGGCAGAAAUUAAGGAAAAUACUCUCCUCCAAGCCCUUCUAAAUAACCCUUUAAAUUUGCUUCUUCUGUGUGUUGUGUUUGAGGACUCUCAAGGAAAACUUCCUUCUUCCCGGACUGAACUUUAUCAGAUUAUAGUCUGUUGUCUCUUGAGGAGAUAUUGUGCUAAGCACAAGUUGAAAUCUCAUCCUGAUGACAGAAUACUGCAGAAGCAGUUUGAAGAGAGCACACUUGCUUUGGGAGAGCUAGCGUGGAAGUGUCUUCUCCAAGAUCGCCACAGUUUCUCUGAAGAAGAGUUAGCAAGCCUUGAAAGAAGAACUGAUGGUCUAGUUGCCCGUUACAUUGGUCUUGUAUUCAAGGAGGCAAGUGUGAAGAAGAUUAAUCCCAGUGAUGAAUAUUAUUUUCUUCAUAAAACUUUCCAAGAGUUUUUAGCUGCAUCAUAUCUUGCACAUAGUCUGCAGAAAGAUGACAUUAACAUCUUCAGAGACUUUGCGUUGGGGUUCCAUGACAUUGUAACAAAAUACCGGCAGGUGUUUCUGUUUGCAGUUGGGAUACUAGAGCAAAAUGAUGUUUUGUUCAGACAAGUUGGUGAAGAACUUUUACAAGACUAUGAUGAGUGGAACUGGCUUCAGUGCUCAGAAGAAGAAGCAACAUUCUUCACUGAAUGCCUCAAGGAAAGUGGAAACUCAGAGGACAUGGCAUGUACUCUCUUUUCAUUAAUUCCACUUCCACAAGAUAUAGAGAUCAUUCACAAUGUCCAUCAUUAUUCUGAAAACUUUGUGCCUAUUUUGAAAGUUUGCCAAGCAUUUCCACAACUAAAACAACCAAUCAACCUUUUCAUAGCCGAUGCCAAUUUUCUUGAGGAUUGUGAGGUGAAGACCAUUACAGAUGUCCUGGAAUCUUCUUGUCACCUUGAGAAUCUUGAUUUUUCUGCUAGUGAAAUGACAAAGGCACUAGCAGAUGCUUUAUUUGAAGGACUGUCCUCCAGCCCAUCCUUAACACAUCUUUCUCUCAAUGUAUCACAUAGCAUGGCUCCCAAUCAAGCUUACAUUAUUGGCAAGGCAUUGGCUGCAAGCAAGAAUUUGAGAACAGUAGCAAUGGCAAUUGGCAGUGAUUGGGAUGAGACUUGGGCAAGUGCUCUUGAACAAGGAUUAACAGCAGGAACACAGUUAAGAGGUGUCAUCCUAACCAUCUGUGGGACAAUGAGUCAAACCACCUUACAAGCCCUGAUACACCUGUUUAAAAACAAAUCUUUAGUCUCUCUUUCCAUUUUUCUAGCAGGAGAUAUGCAUGAUUCUGUAGCUUCUGCUAUUAAUGAAGGUCUAACUACAGCAGAUUGUUUGGAAUCAUUUCAGCUUCUUAUUUUUGGAAAUUUGAGUUACUCUGGUGCAAUUUCCCUUGAGAAGGCAUGUUUUCAAAAUCAGUCCUUGAAGACAUUGGAAGUGAUUGUUCGUGGAGAGGUCCCUGAGAACUGGUCUACUACUGUCCUCAGAUUAAUGCCAUCUAAGACAGCAUCACUGUCGUGUGAUUUUCAACCUAGUAUCUGCCACAAGGUAACAGAGACACAAAUAUAUCAUCUUAUUAGUCGCAUUUUUCCAAGUGGUAGAUUCUUGUCUGGACAGUCCUUAACUUUGACCCUCUGGGGUGGACUUACUUGCAGUGGUGCAAAAGCCCUCCACAAAGUAAUCAGAAGUUCUGGGAUAUCCAGUUUGACUCUUAAUGUCCAUGGCAAAUUGGACAAAGAAGUUGUACUCUGUCUUGCCGAAUACAAGAAACAUACAAAGACACUAUCCUCCCUGAAAGUCAACUUUUGUUGUUAUCUCUCUGAAGAGGAAAAGUCUGUUUUUCAUGAUUUACCAAGUAAUGGUCAAGAAUUUGAAAUUUCUAAUGAUUUGAAUUUCCUCCAAGAGGAAUCUUCAUCAUGUAUUUCUGAAUCCUCUGACUCCUACCAUUUGAAAUCAAGAUCUGAAACCUGCAAGGUUAAUCUAACUUCUAGCAGCACAAGUGAAGACUCAGCACUCUUGGAAAGAUUACAUAAUGGUUUGCAAAAUACUGUGCCAUUGACAACUCUGAGCAUCAGCAUCAAUUUUGACGCCAGCCUUAGUGGAAACUGGUCUUCUGGCUUGGCUACUGCCUUGGCUGAGAACACUUCAGUCACAACUUUCAAUCUCACUUUAAACAACUAUGAUGACAUAGGGGGUGACUGGGGAUGUUGUCUAGGUGAAGCCAUAGAAAGAAACACCUCAGUGACCACAUUAAAGCUCACAUUCAACAACUAUGCUGAUAUGAGUGGUGACUGGGCCCAAGGUCUAGCUGAUGGCUUAGCCAGGAACACAUCAGUAACCACACACCAUCUUGCAAUCAAUGAUUUUGGCAACACAAGUGGAGAUUGGGCAUACACCCUUGGUGAUGCUUAUGCUAAAAACACAAACUUGACUUCACUUCAUCUGAAGAUCAACAACCAUAGUUUAGACAGUGACGACUGGCUUGAAGGUUUGUGUAAUAGUUUGUCAAGGAGUAAUUCCAUAUCCAAGCUUCAUUUCUACUUGAAUGGUCAAGAUGUGUUUCUAAAGAAUGGAAGCCUGAGAGAAAAUCUUAGCAAGUGGUCAGCAAAAACUUCAUCAAAAACAUCACUUCAACUGAUGAUAACCUUGUUUGGAGAAGAUUUAAGUUAA